AUGUACGUGAAUGGGGAGAAGGAGACGAUCAGUUGCGAGCGUGCCAUCAGGGUCUACACGGCCAUCGGCACGCACAACUUGCGGAAGGUCGACAACCAGUCGGAGGAGUUCCACGUGUCUUUUGUUCUGAGGCUGAUGUGGAAGGAUCCGAACCUCCGAAACUUCAGGGCAAAGCUCGCUCUGCGGCGGCAGACACCGACGCAGACACCGACGCAGACACCGACGAACAUCCAUCCGGGCAUCGAGGAGCUGGACGUCCUCAUCACCAAGAUGUACGAGAAUGGGGACCUUGAGUAUGUAGUUGUGGGGGAGAAGGACACGGACGCGAACCCCACUUUGCACAGCAUCUCGCGCGGAGAGUAUGCGUUUGUCGGCGAGCCGAAGUGGGAGCACUACUUCUUCCCGAAGUACACCUUCACAAACAUCUGCCAGGAUGCCGAGACGGUCUUUGAGGAGCGCCGGGUCAGGUGGUGUGAUGGCACAGGAGGCUUCGUAGAGUACCGGGCGAAGUACGAAGCGAGAUUCUCGGAGUCCUUGGAGCUCCAGCGCUUUCCUCUUGACCGGCAACUCUGUAGGAUUAAGCUCACAGCGGAGCUUCCGGCGGAGGAGUUCCAGUUCGAGCAGCCAAGCAUGCUGUACGUGCGCCACUGCGACAGCGACUUCGACUUCAUGACCCAGCGAUCCAACGCCACGGUGCUGAUACACGUGGAGCGCGAUGCGUCCUACUACUUCCACAGCGUGCUGAUGAUGGUCUUCAUGGUGAACACCGUGAGUCUCUGCGGUUUGCGCAUUCCGCCAAAUGACCUCGGUGGUCGCCUGGGCCAUCUCAGCACUUGCUUCCUGGCCGUACUGGCCUACCGCUAUGUGAUUGAGGACAAGCUUCCUCAGAAGCAGUACCUGACAGCGGCCGAUUGGUACAUACUGCUGGCAUGCUUUUUUCUUGUGAUGCUUUGCCUGCAAACGCUCUUCUUUUCCGCUGCUUGCACCGAGCCAGACAUCCUGGAAGAAGGGGAGGGGGAGACUUGGGACACUUGGUGCAAGACGUGGGACGGAAGGUUCAGUCGGGCGGCAGCGGCCGUGUGGAUCAUGGGCAACCUCAUCCUCUACUUCAUGUCCUGCUUCAAGUGGCGGGCGAGCUGGAGACAUGUCUACGCCAAGAAUGCAGAGCCUUACUGUUGUGUCGGGCAGUGCCCUGUCUGCAAACAUCGUUGGAUCUGCAAGCAGUUUCCGAGACACGGUCGAGGCGGGUCGUGUGGGAAGUGUGGGCAACAUGAAAAUGUCCUCGUCGAGUACUGCACACCCUUCGACCACAAGCCUCUCGUGGAGCCGCAGGACCCCCCAAAGACACCGGAGGAGAUGAAACGAGCGAUUUCCUAUGGUUCCAAGCCCCUCGGAGUGAAGUUCUUGGGGCCAGCCGCUGCUCUUGCUUAUGGCGGUUAA
Messenger RNA from Symbiodinium natans, 1440 nucleotides. Lineage: Eukaryota; Dinophyceae; Suessiales; Symbiodiniaceae. The record is from the annotation of a GenBank genome assembly.